CUGUCUUUAGACAAAGAUGCUCGCGCUUUACUUGUUGUUAGUUACAGUAAAUGAACUGUUGUGUCAGACUACGAUUGUGAGGACAAACAAUGGAUGGAUAGUAGGACAGGAUCGUGGAGACUAUGAAACCUUCUUCGGUAUUCCAUACGCUUUGGUGGACGAGGAAAACCCAUUUGGAUUAGACUUCGGCCAUCCCAAGGAGCAUUUCUCGCAAUUAAGAGCUCAGAUACUCGAGUACGCGUGUGAUUCUGAGAGAGAGCGACGGCCUUCUUACAGUACGCUGUUGAAGUCCAUGAAAAUACGCUUGACUAAGAGCAUGCGCACCGUUAAGCAGGGCACGGAGCGGAGCACGCUCGAUCGGCUGUCUUCUAUGCUCUCGUCUGCGUCCUCUUAUAACUGGGUGGUAUUAUCAACAAAAAUAAUCCAUUAUCGACUGUUCACCAGCGCAUUUGAAGUUGUACUGGCGGCGCUGAGAGAGUCACCAGCCUCCCGGUUCCCGCGACGACCACGUAGCACGGAGCGGAUCCCCGCGACGGAAUCCCUCUCCGUGCCCCGCUUAACGAGAUCACUUCCACACCCAGGCUUCGCAACACUGUUCUACGCAAACAAUCCAUCAGUGAAAUGCCCUCAACUUUUCCCCAAAGAGAAUGAUAUAGUUGAAAUUCAAUGUCUCCGCCUCAACAUCUACGUGCCUAAAACGACCAAUAAAAACAUCCCAGUGUUGGUAUACAUACAUGGCGGAGGCUUCAUAAUCGGAAGCGCUGGUAAAUACGACGCCAAACAUUUGGUCCAACACGACAUAAUCGUGGUCACAAUAAACUACAGGUUGGGACCUUAUGGCUUCUUCUGCUUGAAUACUGACUCUGUUCCUGGUAACCAAGGCCUAAAAGAUCAAGUGUCCGCUUUGAGGUGGAUCAAGAGAAAUAUAGCAGCGUUCGGCGGUGACCCUGACAAAGUUACCAUAGGUGGGGAAAGCUCUGUGGAAUUGCAUCUGUAUUCUGAAAACGAAAAGCUUUUUGAUAAAGCUAUCAUACAGAGCGGAGGUGCUGACGCUGAGGCCUUAUUCGAAGAACCUAAUAACAACGCUGCAUAUACUUUAGCAAAGACGUUUGAUCCAGAGGUGAAGGAACAAGACGCGUUAAAACUUUUGUCUAAACAACACCCUACCGAAGUAAUGGAGGUUUAUAGAUUAUCUCGUAUGGUCCUUGGUACAUGUGAGGAAAGAGAACAGCCAAAUAAAAGAGUAGAACAUUUCUUUACUGCAAAUUCUAAAGCUUUACAUCGUCCGCUAAAGGUUAGUGGUACGCAAAUUAUGAUUGGGUACAAUAGUAAAGAGACGUUUGCUGGUUAUGUCAAGUUACCGAAUAAAGGUUACGAGAGCGACAUUUUCUUGGAGAAGAUAAAAAACAAUUUUAGAUUAGAUGAAAAGACGAUGAAGGAAGCUGUACAAUCGGUGAAAAGCUUUUAUUUAGGCAACAAAAAUAUUUCUAAAGACGUGAUGUUGGAAUUGAUAGACUUCACAAGUGAUUUUAUGGUGAACUAUCCUGUAGAGAGAGCAGUGAGUAGAUUUCUUGAACAAGGAGCUUUGGUUUAUAAAUAUUUAUUUUCAUAUACUGGUAAUAGUCUUUAUAAUAAUAUAGAAGGUGCUGGAGUUUCCCAUUUAGAACAGCUACAGUAUCUGUUUGAUUUGGAAGCAGAAAAAGAGUUAAAGGGUGAAGACAACAUAUUAAUGAGGGACAGAAUGACAGCACUGUGGGCGAAUUUCGUCAAAUACGGGGCCAUGCAACAAAUCAAUAAUGUUUUCCAAAUUAUUGAAACAAAGUUUAUGGUAGAAGCUUCAGAUAAUUUGAUACAAAGUUAUAGUGAAUUUGUCAAGAAGCAAGUUUCCCAAGAAAUAAACAGGUACCGCAGGCAUUUAAAAGUCACUGAUAUAACUGGGGUCCUCAUUCAGCUUUGGCGCCCCGGGCCUCUGACGGGCUUAGUCCGCCACUGUAUUUACUAUCUCGAGCUCCUCCCUGCUUCGGUAGUUCGUAAGGAAGGCCUGUGCUCCACCAGUGGGGACAUUAGGAGACCUAAUGCAUAUCCUCAAAAACCCGACACCCAGAGAAUCAAGUCUCCUGACUGUACCAUGGCAACCGACUUCACAAAACACCAGGCCUUAUCUAGAUAUCAACUUACAGAUGGAGUUGAAGGAAAAUGUGUACGAGAAGAGAAUAGAUUUUUGGAACACGUUUUGGGAAAACUGUUACCUGGCGGCAGAACCAUAGAUUCUGAACUUUUCUGCGAACAACUGAUGAGAUUAAAGCAAGAAGUUGAGAAAAAGCGGCCGGAAUCAACAGAAGGCAGUGCCAUUUUUGACAUAUUGCAGGCAAUGGGCAUAAUGGGGCCCCUAUGA
This is a messenger RNA of Chilo suppressalis (striped riceborer), 2395 nucleotides long. The record is from the annotation of a GenBank genome assembly. NCBI's taxonomy places the organism in Eukaryota, Metazoa, Arthropoda, Insecta, Lepidoptera, Crambidae.